GCCGGCCGCCGCCCCGCCGCCCGCUGAAGCGGCCGGAGCCGCGCCCGCCGCGGCCGGGACGAUGCCGCGUUGGGAGGCGGCCGCGCUGCUCGCCGCGCUCGUCGGCGUCUGCGUCUGGACCGACGAGACCGGGAAAGUUAUCUCGGACCGGUACGCUGUCUACUGGAACGGGAGCAACCCCAGGUUUCAGCACGGGGAUUACACAGUGGAAGUGAGCAUCAACGACUACCUGGACAUCUACUGCCCGCACUACGAGGAGCCGCUGCCCGAGCGGAUGGAGCGCUACAUCCUCUACAUGGUCAACUACGAGGGGCACGCAUCCUGCGACCACCGUCAGAGGGGCUUCAAGCGCUGGGAGUGCAACCGGCCCGACUCCCCCAACGGGCCCCUCAAGUUUUCAGAGAAGUUCCAGCUCUUCACCCCCUUCUCACUGGGCUUCGAGUUCAGACCCGGCCACGAGUACUACUACAUCUCCUCAUCCCCCCCAAACACAGUGGACAGGUCCUGCCUGAAGCUGAAGGUUUAUGUGCGGCCAACAAACGAUUCCCUGUACGAGUCCCCGGAGCCCAUUUUCACCAGCAACAACUCCUGCUGCAGCCUCAGGGUGCCGCGCGCCAUGCUCGUGGUGGUGCCGGUCAUCUGGACGCUCCUGGCCUCGUAGCGCUGACACCGACGCGCCGGGGAGCGGCUCCGGGGAGCAUCACCUCCGGCCACCC
Molecule: messenger RNA, 716 nt
Organism: Pezoporus occidentalis (night parrot)
Lineage: Eukaryota; Metazoa; Chordata; Aves; Psittaciformes; Psittacidae
Gene: EFNA2
Product: ephrin A2
Exons: 4
Coding region: 62-661 (199 amino acids)
Biological process (GO): ephrin receptor signaling pathway; axon guidance; osteoclast differentiation
Cellular component (GO): plasma membrane
Molecular function (GO): ephrin receptor binding
Source: RefSeq, a predicted model, not a curated record